Messenger RNA from Cyclospora cayetanensis, 7041 nucleotides. RefSeq lists its product as uncharacterized. The record is from RefSeq and is a predicted model, not a curated record. The transcript has 16 exons. Bases 1 to 7041 code for a protein of 2346 amino acids. NCBI's taxonomy places the organism in Eukaryota, Apicomplexa, Conoidasida, Eucoccidiorida, Eimeriidae.
AUGGACGAAAUACACGCGGUGAUCGAAUUGUUCAUCAGCUGCCGCGGCAGCGGCUGGCCUCUAGUCCGCAUAGAAGCCGAGAAGCAGCUGCUCAUGCAGCACCUCUUGAUGGCAGCACCGAUGGACAAGGAGGAGAUCGAAGAUUUGAUCAAGAAAUGCUUUGAGGCGGAUAAUAACGGCGAAAUAAAUUUCCUCAGCUUUUGGGCAGGAAUGGAACAUUUAUUGGAACUUCUGGGUAUCCGAGACUCGGCUGGGGGUCAGGUCGAUGAGAAGGUGUAUGGACUGCAGGUCUUCAGAGACGGGCUUCUCGAGGAGGCCAUGUCCAAGAAUCAAGGACCCUCGAGCAGCGUGCUGCUUUCGCGAGACGAGGUGCUCAGCAUCAUCGAGCACACAAACAAAUCUGUUGCCUUGCACCACACGCAGCUUAUCGCCUCCUACGGACCAAAGGAUUCGAGAAACAGCCGCUCAGUCAACGCGCCAUGCGCCUCCAGCUUAUUUUGGGACGAAGUGUACAAGGAAACGGCACUUUUGGAUCCUUCUUCAGUACUUUCUGUUACGGAGCUCUCCAUGAUGGUCUUCGGGUUUCUCAAGGCGUACAUCCACGAGGUAUCGACAGAUCCCCCGCUGUCGGAGCAGGCUCUCCACGAGGCACACAAGCCAGCUGCCCAAGCGGAGGAGGCGCCUGCACCGGUAACGCGGCUGACCGCAAGCGGCGCUAGCAGCUUAGCGUCGGAGAGCGACUAUGCAGCAGAGAAAGCCCCAACGGCGAGCUCUAGCGAAAGAGUUGUUGACCGGUGUGCGGAGGCCUCCAAGCAGCAGCCGCAGGCAUGCUUGGCUGCAGGGGAGAGCUGCCCCACUAAGACCGGCGUGCACAGGCAGGGUAACAACAGCAACACUUUGUCAUCGCCAGGAGAGGGGCAACUGAGCAAGGAAGCGGAUGAGCUUGCAGGGCCACUCGCGACGCCCCAGAGGAUUGCUGGCGAUUCUCGCGAAGCCUUUUCCCAGAGAGCACCAGCCAUUAGCGAGGAGGAGCACCAGCAAGAUGCUGUGGAGGCCCUUAGUGACGCCGAUACGCUGUCGAAACCGUCUCAAAUGGAUAUUGCGGCUUUCCUCAAGAGCAUUCACACCGAUUCAGAAGACCCCAUUUCGCAGUUGCAGCACUUAUUGCUGAUUGCUGGACAACUGGUGGAGGGGGGAACUUUGUCCAGGAAGGAUGUGCAGCGCUUGCGCUACGCGAACGCAGCUGCUGUGGACUGUCUGGACCGCUUAUGUGUGGAUCGAGACAAGCGCAAUGACGAGAUACACGAGGCAGCCUUGGCGCUUCGGCGCACGCGGACAGAAAAGCAGCAGCUCGUGAAGCGGUUGAGCGACCUCGAGCAGCAGCACAGUCAGCUUCAGCUGCAGCAGGAUUACCAGCUACACGAGAGAGGACAGAUUGAGCAGCUGCGAAGUGAGCUGUCUUCGGAGCGCGCCGAGAAGGAACGUCUUUUGCGUCUGCUGCGUGAUAAAGAGGAAGACGUACAACGCAUUAUGCGGGAGAAAGACGCCAUUUCCGCGAAGAUCUCUGCACAAGACGCAGAGUACACCUGUCAUUUGGAGGCUGUCAAUAAGCAGCAAGAGGCCUUGGCGGAGGAAUACCGCGAAAAUGUUGAAUCUCUAACACGAGAGAAGGCGGAGUUGGAAGACAAGCUGCGUCUGGCAGAGGAUGCGGCUGCAGCAGCGGAUGCCGCGCGCCAGAAGUUCCAGGGAGAUGCCCACACAAGUGCUGCGGCCCUCAGGCAAAGAAUCAAAGAGCUUGAGGAUGAUAAGCAACGGCAGGAGACGGAGGCGGAGGAGAACGAUGCCCUGAUACUGCAGCUUCAGGGUCGGCUGGAGGAGAAGGUCCAGCAGGUGACCAUCCUGGAGGUGAGGACCAAGCAGCAGCAGCGCUUGCUGCAGCAGGUUCGCGGCGUCCGCAACUCGCUGAUGCACGUUCUUCAGGAAACAAAAGAGUCGGAGGCGGAAGGCAGCAGCCCGGUUGAUCGCGUCGGGCUGCCGCAGCCGAGUGCAGAGGCUGCGAAGCUCAAGACGGGUCUGAAGGCUGCUUUGGCUCACAUCAAGGAGCUGGAGGCCUUCAACGAUGAAUUGCGGAUGGAGCAACGCCGUGGAUUACACCCGCGAUACGAGCUGGCUGCAGCUUUGGGGGAAUCUUCAGCGCCUUAUGCUCAGAGGCGGCAGCUUGUCCAGCAAUCACACGCGCCCCUGCGUGCCUUGCCUACUUUGGGCGCUGAAUUGGAGUUGUUGGGGCUGACCACCGCUGCCUCGGCAGGUGUACCUCCUCUUGAGGACGCCUUGACUUCCGGCACGGAGAAAGCGCCAAACCCCACAGGCGAAGACCGAGCUUCUGAGAAGCCCGAAGCGAUCCAUGCCCUUGACAAGCUAGACGAAGCGCUCGCAGAGCCGCGGCAAGCAGAGCACACGGCCGAUUCGCACGGCGAAUUUCUCACAGUAGAGCGCAGCCAAACAGGCAGCGAGCGAAGUCUCUCAAAGCCGCUAACAGGGGAGAGGCCGCCCAGAGAUCAGGAGACGCCGCAGAGCGAAUUGACCACGCACGCUGUGGCUAGAGACCUUUCUGCCGGACCGCGUUGGAGCGACGAGGGCGUGCGGGCAGUCUCUGGCCACGUGCCGUCUUGUACAUCUUUGCGUUCCGAGCCAUCGACCACAGACGCCGUGUCGAAGGAACCCACGUCUUCUGCCAGUCUUCCCGAAGCAGAAGAUAUCUUUGAUCCUCUGGAUUUGUUGCAGUCGGAAGACGCGGGAGCAGGGGAAGUCGCACAUGUCCGGCGAGACGCUGUGGCCAACUCUUCCGGAGCUUCCAGUGCGACGCGUGGCAGACUGACCAAGCUGCGACGGUCCUCAGGCGUCUCUGCAGGAAGGCCGAGGAACGCGGACGCCACGCAGCCACCGGCAGGCGUAGAGGCUUCCCCACCCAUGACGCCUAUUGGGAAAGCGAGCAGUUUGACUGGUCUUGACGUCGCGCUGGGAGGGAGGCGAUGCCUGUCCCGGGCGACAAGCGGCAGCAGCGCGUGCGAACCAAAGCCCUCUAGCGGUACGCCGUUGGUGGCUUGCACUUCGCCCAGGCUGGAGACAACGGCGCGUUCAGCGCUCAUCAGGGACGCGUCACCUGGUAGGCCUCCGCUAGACGAUUCGCUGGGGUCUGCCCGUUCGGAUGGCUCGUUCCUCGGCCUCCAUCCUGCAGGAGAUGCGCCAGUACAUCACUCUGGGCGCUCUGGUCACGGACGCGUGCGCAGCGCCAGAGCGGGCCACAAAGGGAGCGAAGUACUGAACCGGCGAGGGGCUGUUGACUCGACAGCACUCAGCAGCGUUUUCAACAUGUUCGGCGCAUGCGGUGCCCUCCCCGGGAACGCCAUGGAGCGCAAGGCGCACUCAAAGGACGCGGCUGACGCAGGCACCGGCCGAAAGGCGCUCCUUGCGGAAGAGAAACGGAAGCACCCUAUGCGAGCCCUUGCCGCGGUAGCCGCAAGCAUGUCCUCCAAGGAUGCGGGCAGCUUCCGCUAUUUGCAGCGCAGCAGCCAAAGCACAGGAGCAGCAGGACCGGCGACAUCUGCAAGCGAAACGACUCCCAGGGAGGGCCUUUUAAGAGCUCGGAGGACUGUGUCUAUGGGACGCGUGGAGAUCCCGUCUCGCGAAGCACCGCAUCCUGAUGAGACUUCUGCUUCUUGUUCCUCAGAGAGAGGAGGCGCUGCGUUGCUUUCCCGCGUCCAGCUAGCUAGGGCGACAGACGCUUCCAGCGCUGAGGGUUUCCAAGGGAAGCUUGGAGGGUCCGCAGUCACCUGCGGCUCGGGUGCGUCUCUGCGUUUGGCGUCAGAGGUGGAAAGCAGCGGUGGAGCAGCAUCUCCCCGUCGGAGGAAGCCUGAGGACUCGAAGCCUACAGCGCUCGGGACAGCGGAGGCGUGCCGCAGAGGGGAUGAGGCAAGCGUUAAGCGCAGCCCGCGAAGCCGCAGCAGCAGUGCGGAAUCGCCAUUUCGGAUGGGGUCUUCCUCCAGUAGGGCGUUGGGAGGUUGCCAGCCCCUUACGCCUAAUCCUUGCGAGCAGAGCAAAGAAGGUGCAAGAACGCAGAAUGUUAGCCACGGGUGUUGUGAUGGACAGGGGUCUUCUUCCAAGACUGCUCAGUGUGGGGGGCGCAGCAGCAGCACCCCGCGGUCUCCGUUGAUUGCGCAGCUGUCGAUAACGGACGCAGACGCGGGAAAGGCGGAAGCCUCUGCGGAAGAAGGUCCAGAAAACGCGCUAGCGAAGAGAGGGACAACUGCAGACAGCAGAAGUCAAGAGGAGUCGGGGGAUGAUCCGGGCACUCCCAGCAGCCAGAGGCUCUCAGAAAGUGAGCGCGCAGUCUCCAUGCCGCACUUGCAAGUCGGCUGCAAUGGCCUGCAUCAGGAGCGACAGGACGAGCAGACAGCCUCCGCGGCAGCCUUGCUGGCUGCCGCUGCAGGCGUUGUCGAUGCCUCUCUCCAGCAGCAGCAACUCAUGAUACAGCGGCAGCAGGCCCACCAUGAAGACCUCCAGAGGGCGCAGCAGCAGCGAAUCGAUAUGCUGCAGGAGCAGCUGGAACGGCUACAAAGAACCAAAGAAGAGCAGCGCGAGUCCGGAGCGCAACAGCAGAAGAAGAUGAUUGAAACUCUGCAGGCGAAACUGGAAGAGCUACAGCGGCGGCAGGAGCAGCGGGAGCACGACUUCCACGAAUCUCAACGCAAGCUUCUUCAGCAGGAACUUGAAAUUCAGCUGAAGCAGCGGUUCGAAGAGUUGAAGAGUUCUCCUCGCAGGCUAAGCUUGGAGUCUGCAGGGGUGAGUUCCUCAAGUUUGGUGGCCUUUCCUGCUCAUUCCCCUCUAGAAGGGAGCGCGACGGCUCUGCGGAACGCGCUGGAUGGCAGUCUGGACUGCACCCAGGUUGCGUUUGAGUCUGGAAGGUCGAGGAGCACUUUUGCUGAGGAGCCUCUCCAACAGGCAGGAUCCCUGCAGGACAGCGAAAGCAGCCGCCUUUUCGGGUGCUCGCUUGCGUGCAGCAGACUCCCAGCAUUGCCAGGGGGUGGUGCUGGUGAAGGCAGGGUCCUCGACUCGCAGUUAGCGGCCGGCGGAAAGACUGACAAAGCACGGGGUGCUCUGGAGGCUGACGCCUGGAUGCACAAACACGUGGAGGCGCGCGGAGGCGCAGGGCUACCAGAAGAGCAUACGAGUGGUCAGCAAGAGUUGCGCUGCUCACACACGAGGAACUGCCCGGGAAAAGGGCUGAGAGCGCCAGGUGACGAGGAAUGCGUCACUCUGGAUGCAUCACGAUGCGGGAGUCACUGUUUCAACUUGUCUUUCCCCAGCUGCUCGGGUGAAGAGGUGUCGACAACCACCAGCAGUACCAUUAUCAGCCAGUCGCCGACGCCUGCCGGGUGCGCUGUUAGGCCAGCACAGCGUACUUGGCACUGGGGUUCGGACGGCGGGUUCCCCCCCAUCGACCAGCAAAUGUUCGUGCUGAGGGGUGACCGCUGGGGGGCGGCCGCACAAAAGACAGCAGCCUCGAGCACAGAGACGGCACCGCGGCAAUACAGCGCCUCUCGGCUGCCUCAUCUGCCGUCAGCGCGUCAUGUUGGUGCACAUCAGCACUUGGCUAUGCCUUCUGGUCACGCAGAUCCUGUGCUUUCUGCGAGCACAAACCAGCGCAUCAAUAGCUCUGCAGGCUCUUUGUGGAGCCCUAAAGCCUCCAAGGAGCAGGUACCAGGGUCAAGAGACCUGCACGCUUGCUGCGGUGCCGCGCCGAGCGCUGCUCGUCCACAUGCGGCGGCGGAGGGGCUGCUCUCUGGCUGCGUUGGCGUGAAGGGGCUUUCCAGAUCUUCAGUUUUUUCAGAACUUCCCCGGGUAGAGGAUGCCCCUGCCCUAUCUCUGCCGAGUCCGUCGAAGGGGCACCGCCAAUUUCAAGAGACUUGGGGGGAAAUGAGCUGGGGACCGUCGCCGUCUGCUUGCCAUCCCGUCUCGCGGGCUGAGAAGGUCACGGCCUUGCGGCAGACGCCCAUAGACAGCGACCGGGGUCUGGGAGGCGGCAGCCACACCAGCGAGCAAGGGCCCACGCGUUCUCCAUUAACUCCGCUGCCUGAAGGCGUAAUGCCCUCUCGAGACGCUCAGCUGCGCGCGCCUCUACCGUCGGCGCGGUCGCUCGCAUCCACGACUUCUCACGCUACAACGGCCACCCAAAGGUGGCCUUGGGAGCGUGGAAACACGCUCACGCUAGAACAAACGAAGCGGAGGGACAAAGGAGGUGCGGUGCCCCCAUCGGCGGACUUCCUCGGGGUCACCUCCACCUCGGCGCGCGGCACAACCACUCACCGACACACGGUAUCGCUGAACGCCCUGGCCACGGGGGCAAGGCGUUAUUAUGGCGUGCAAGGCAGAGACACGGAGACUCCUGAUGACGCCUCAUUUCCAGACCGCCGGAGGAGCGAGGUAGGGGUCAGAAACACGCACUCCUCAGCCACAAUCGCAGGAUACGACUGUGCUCUGUACGGCCCUCGGCGGACCGUUACCCCGCUCAUGAACAAGCUGUCUUUUCCGAAUGCACCUGACGUCGAAUCCGUACGACAACGCAAAAGUCUGGCUGCCUGUUCAACUGGACUUAACGGUGCUGCCCGCGGUUCCAGAGAAUCGCUUUGCGGAAAAGCGCUUGACUGCAGCGAAUCUGAAACUCCCUACUACCGCCGUUCCACGACGAGCGGUACGCUGCCUGAUGUUGACGUGCUGCACUCCGCGUCGCAUCACCCCCGUCAAAAGACGCGUCACGCACCCGCCAAAAAAGGCAAGUGUGACAGGAAAACACAGCGUGAAAACGGCAAGACCCCCGAGAAAACCACCGCUGACGAGCGAUCCAGCAGCGCCUCCCAGCUGUCCCUUGAUUGGAGCAGUUUCAAUAACAGUCUCAUGACCCAGCCGCAGUUUCUUCUCGAGCUAACCUCUUGCGGUGGUGCCGCUACUGUAACUGCGCAAUGUACUAAUGUUGUGACUUAG